Racocetra fulgida is the source of this 351-nucleotide messenger RNA. The record is from the annotation of a GenBank genome assembly. NCBI's taxonomy places the organism in Eukaryota, Fungi, Glomeromycota, Glomeromycetes, Diversisporales, Gigasporaceae.
AUGACUUAUGAAAUUGAUUGUGUGUCUGAUGAUGGUCGUACUCGUCAAUUCAUUGCGUUUAAAAACAUGAAUACUAACCCGCGAGAAUAUUAUUGGCCAGUAAAUGUAUCUCCUGGCUUUUAUCACAUAGAGAUAAAUAACCUAGAUUCUAAUACUUUUAUUGUUAAUCAACAAGAAAAAAACAUAAAUAAUAUUAAUUAUAGAGGUCGUUCAUACAAAUGCGUGGAUACUGGUGAAUCUAAUGAUGAAUAUGAAGCACCUCCUCCUGAUGAUGAAUAUGAAGCACCUCCAGAUGAUGAAUAUGAAGCACCUCCUGAUGAUGAAUAUGAUACACCUGAUGAUUCUUUCUGA